Messenger RNA from Lindgomyces ingoldianus, 874 nucleotides. RefSeq lists its product as uncharacterized. Gene Ontology annotation, biological process: mycotoxin biosynthetic process. The coding region runs from base 8 to 874 and encodes 288 amino acids. NCBI's taxonomy places the organism in Eukaryota, Fungi, Ascomycota, Dothideomycetes, Pleosporales, Lindgomycetaceae. The transcript is spliced from 4 exons. The record is from RefSeq and is a predicted model, not a curated record.
GAAAAAGAUGACCUUCUCUUCAAGCCAAAAGGCAGGAUACAGAGUAUUGAAGCAAGAUGAGGAAGGUGAGCCUCUCAUGAUACGAAAGGCGCACUCGAGUUGUCAGAGAGGACUCUGGCUAGUUUCUAUAUUGAAUAUUACUCUAUUCAUUUGGACCAUAUCUUCGAUUGCGUUUGGAGACAUUGCCAAACGCCGUGUGCGCAAUCGACCAUUGAAUGAGGUUAAUACGUAUUCACCGCUGCUCGAAGAGAUAGACAUCCAAUUCUACACCACGAGGGUUAACGGUUCUCUAUUCAAUGACCCACCAACCAUAUGGCGGGAUCCACCAUCCAACGAAGUCGAUGCAGCGUGGGACGAAAUCGCCAAGAUAGAGCUGUUCACUGUCUCAGGAGACGAAGUAAGGCGAAUGGGGAAGGAUCCAGGGCGAACGGCGCAGGCGCCAGAGAGCUGGGGCCUGGGUGCAGAUAGGCACAUCGUGCAGUUGGACGGCCAGCAUGUGCUGCAUUGCCUCAACUCGCUGCGGAAAUACGCUCACUACGACUACUACUACCGUCCCCAGUAUGGCGACAAGCUGCCAGCGCUGCACGAGGCCCACAAGUCGCAUUGCACUCAUAUCUUGUUGCAGGCUUUGACGUGCCAGCCCAGUGUGAAUCUGAUUACACAUGACUGGAUGGAAGAACAGAAACAUCCAUGGCCAGACUUCAAUAUCGAGAGGAAGUGUCAAAACCACGAUGCUUGGAUCGAGUACCAGAGCCGGAAGAAAAUAACGACAGAACAAUGGAGGACUAUCCCUAUCCCAGACAAUGUAGUGAAGUUACCGCUUCUUCCCCAGUUAGGGGAUAUGGAAGACCCCGGAGAUCACAGACGAGUGUAG